AUGAAGUUUCUCGCUAUCGUCAUCGCCGCUCAGCUCGCUACCGCGCUGCCUCUAGCUAAGGAGGCCGCCUGCGAUGGCUCUGAUGUCCUUUGUCAACUCACCAAUCCUGUCCAAGAGCAGGUUGACAACGCUCCGGUUCGCAGCCCCAACAGGCGCGACGAGAUUGAGGACCUCCUUUCCGGCAUCGACAUGUCUGACAUGCCUGAGAAGGGAGAGCCCAUCCCUGCUCGCCCAAGCGAGCGUGACACCGUCACUCCUUCUGCUGACGACGUCUCCGAAGCCGGCCCAGAGGUGUAUCAGGAGACAUACAACAUGAAGCCCGAGGUGACAGAGGUGACCGAUGAGUCCUACGACGAUGUUCUCCCUGAACUGUCAGACAGUCUGAGCAAGAGGGGUCUUUUCGACGACCUAAGCCUUGACAAGACUCUCCCUGAGUUCGAGGACUCUUACGAGGAGACCGUGCCUGAGGUCACCAGCGCUGCCUAUGAGGGUGUGCCUGAGGUCACCAGCGCCGCUCACCAGGCCAAGCCUACACCUGCUGAGGCCGCCUAUGGUGCUCUUCCCACCCCCGCUGAUGUGUACGAGGCUGCUCCCACUCCCAGCGAGGUCUACAACGUUGCUCCCGUCAAGCCCAGCAACGUCUACGUUCCUACACCCACCAAGGAACCUACCUACGGCGCUCUUCCCACUCCUGUCAAGGACACCUACGAGGCUGCCCCCAUUGAGGACUCCUACGACUCCCUCGGCGACUCCCUCGACUUCGACCUGGGUUUCCGCAAGAACUAG
Messenger RNA from Alternaria arborescens, 786 nucleotides. RefSeq lists its product as hypothetical. The transcript has 2 exons. The record is from RefSeq and is a predicted model, not a curated record. Lineage: Eukaryota; Fungi; Ascomycota; Dothideomycetes; Pleosporales; Pleosporaceae. Bases 1 to 786 code for a protein of 261 amino acids.